CUCUUUCUCUGUGUGCGAAACCCAAGAAGAGCAGGUACGCACUCGAGAGCAUGCUCAGGGAGAAGGAAAAAAGAGAGAGAGAGAAUCGGGGCGCCUCCUUCUCUUCUUCCCAACCUCGAUUUUCUCCCCACGUCGUACGGAACCGAGAUUCUCACUGCGGAGAGAGGAGGAGGAGGGGAAUGCAAUUUGCAAUUAACGAUGCAAAAAUGGGGGCAUUCCUCGGAAGCGGCAGAGAAGCCGUUUGGGGAAAUCCUAGGGCUCCACUUUCCGAGCAUCUUGUGUAUCUCCUCUGUUCGCCUUUCUUCCUGUAUUAUUCCUUCUACCGAAAACAGUGUUCUGGAAGGAAGACAGAGAAAGAGUGUGUUAUAAACUAUAAUAAGAUGACAUCAACGGCGUCAUGUGCAGCAGCAGCUGGAACGGUCAGACCUCCUGCUGCUGCACCAGUAACAGUGGCUGCUGCAGCAGACGUGGCAGCCUUUAGCUGCAGCAACGCUCGCUCGCUCUCUCUCUCUCUCUAUUAUUGCUUCUCUCCUUCUCUUCCUAUUGGUCAUGGUCAUUGUUAGGCUGCCGUCUAUUCUUCCUCGCUUCCUUUUCCGCUGCCUGCGUUCGCUCCUCUCUGUCUCUCUCUCGUAGCUCCGUUUUUUUUUUUUUCUCUGUCAUUAGGGGGCUCAGUGCGUGAGGAGGAGUUAGAGAGGGGGGCGGAAGAGGACCUGGAGAUGGCGACCUCGGAAGCCGUCGUUAGACCGACGACCUGCUCAGCUACACUGCCACUGCCGCUGCCCUGCCCAAGGUCGCCUCCUUCCCAACCUGACCCGUACGGAAAGCAUCGUUUGGAGAAGCAGAUUGAAAUCUUGAACCACGAGAUCGGUUCCCUUGAGGAGGAGUUUUUGUCGCUGGAUAGCUUUCCACUUGCUUCUCAAUGCUGCAAGGAGAUUGAUGAUUUUGUUCGAGAAAAUGCAGAUCCCCUAUUACCCAUAGUUCAGAAAGCUCAAUCAUGUUGGAUUUGGAGAAUUUUGGGCGUAAUUUUCUGCUUCAAUUUCUCAUACUUGUGCUGCAGCAGCAGCAACUGUGAGCUUAGCUUGCCCAAACCAUGUUGUUCGUGCCAUGCAAAAAAGCGUCGGAAGUGGCAAUGUGUGACAUAUUGCUGUACCUGCAAUCCAUGUGCCCUGCCAAGUCUCUCUUGCCCUGACUGCACUUGCACUUUGCCUGAUUGCUGUUGCUGUGAACCUGAUCAGAAUCGCAAUUUACCAGUUUGCUCCUCUUGUAUUCCUAAGUGCGGUUGCAGUUUACCGGAUUGCUCUUGCUGUAUUCCCAACUGUGGUUGCAGUUCAGCAGAUUGCUCCAGAGGUGCUGAUAAAUGCAGAUGCAGCAUACCAGGCUGCUCUUCCAAGUGUGGUUGCAGUUUGGCAGGUUGCUUUCGCUGUAAGUCCAAGUGUCACUGCAGCCAGCCGGACUGCUCUUGCUGCACCCUGAAAAAUUGCAGUUUACCGGCUUGCUCUUGUAUCCCCAAGUGUUGCAGUUUAGCGAAACACUCUUGUUGCAGUCCCAAGUGCAGUUGCAAAUCACCAGGCUGCUCCUGCUGUAUGCCUAAGUGCAGUUGCAGUUUACCGGACUGUUCCUGUUGCACUCUCAAGUGCAGUUGCAGGUUGCCUGACUGCUCUUUCUGUAUGCCCAAGUGCAAGUGCGGUUUAGCUGACUACUCCUGCUGUAUGCCCAAGUGCAGUUGCAGUUUACCAGAUUGCUCUUGCUGUACACCGAAGUGUAGUUGCAGUUUACCAGAUUGCUCUUGCAGUAUGCCCAAGUGCAGUUGCACUUUACCAGAUUGCUCUUGCUGUAUGCCCAAGUGCAAAUGCAGUUUAGCUGACUGCUCUUGCUGUAUGCCCACGUGCAGUUGCAGUUUACCAGAUUGCUCUUGCUGUGUUCCAAAGUGCAGCUGCAGUUUUCCAGAUUGCUCUUGCUGUAUUCCCAAGUGCCGUUGCAGUUUUCCAGAUUGCUCUUGCUGUUAUCCUAAGUGUUGUUGCAGUCUUCCAGAUUGCUCUUGCUGUAUUCCCAAGUGUUGUUGCAGUUUACCUAACUGUUCUGGUUGCACACCUGGCUGUAAUUGUAGCUUACCAGAUUGCUCGUGUUGUAUCCCCAAGUGCAAUUGUAGCUUACCAGACUGCUCUUGCUGUACUCCCAGCUGCAAUUGUAGUUUACCAGGCUGUUCUUGCUGUCUGCCUGACUGCAGCUUGUCAUGCCUCUCCUGCUGCGUCCCAGACUGCAGUUGCUGCAUAUGCUCUUGGCCAAAUUGUUCCAAGGCAUCAUGUUGUUGGCCACGCUGUAAAUGGCCCAGCCUAUUGUGUUGGCCAAAGUGUACAAACAAUUGCUUUCUUCCUUCUUGGUUAUGCUAGAAGGCACUUACUUUUCUCAA
Molecule: messenger RNA, 2410 nt
Organism: Nymphaea colorata (pocket water lily)
Lineage: Eukaryota; Viridiplantae; Streptophyta; Magnoliopsida; Nymphaeales; Nymphaeaceae
Product: guanine nucleotide-binding protein subunit gamma 4-like
Exons: 5
Coding region: 717-2390 (557 amino acids)
Source: RefSeq, a predicted model, not a curated record